Molecule: messenger RNA, 1515 nt
Organism: Yarrowia lipolytica CLIB122
Lineage: Eukaryota; Fungi; Ascomycota; Dipodascomycetes; Dipodascales
Biological process (GO): transmembrane transport
Cellular component (GO): plasma membrane
Molecular function (GO): transmembrane transporter activity
Source: RefSeq, a predicted model, not a curated record
AUGGCGUCCUCAGACUCUUUCGAAGCUCCAUACAAGGGCGAGCUUGUCGUUGAACAAAACUCCUACAACGGCUAUGACCAGGAGACUCUGACCCAUCAGCAACAGAUUGAUCAGUUGGCGGAAAAAUACAACAUCAACCAGAGCAAACUGAUGCGAAAGCUCGAUUUCCGAAUUAUUCCUGCCAUCUGCUUUCUCUAUCUCCUGGCGUUUCUGGAUCGAGUGAACAUCUCCAACGCCAACGUCUACGGACUCUCUCGAGACUUGAAUCUGGAAGGUCACCAGUACAACACUGCUUUGACCAUCUUUUUCGUGCCCUACAUUCUCGCGGAAAUCCCGUCAAACUGGCUCAUGAAGAAACUGCAGCCCCACAAGUGGCUGUCGGGAUGCAUGGUGCUGUUUGGUGUGGUCACUCUGGGCAUGGGUUUUGUCAAGAACUUUGGCCAGCUGUGCGCCUGCCGUUUCCUGCUCGGUCUGUUCGAGGCAGGCAUGUUUCCCGGCUGCUUCUACCUGCUCUCCAUGUGGUACCGACGAGAAGAGGCCCAGAAGCGAUACUCCUUCUUCUUCUCCUCCACCUGUCUGGCUGGAGCCUUUGGCGGUCUGAUUGCCUCGGGAAUCAACAACAUGGACGGUACCCAGGGCUACGAGUCGUGGCGAUGGAUCUUCAUUCUCGAAGGAACAGCUACUGCUGCCAUCGCGCUGCUCAUGUACUUUGUCAUCUCUGAUUUUCCCGAAGACGCAAAGUUCUUGUCUGACAACGAGCGAGCCUUCAUGAAGGAGAAGCUGGCUGUGGGCUCUGUGGCCUCCAACUUCGAGCGAAAGAUGACCCUCUCUGACGUCAAGUUCAUCUUCUCCGACUGGAAGAUCUGGCUUGCUGGCUUCAUGUACUUUGGACUUAUUGUUCCUGCCUAUGGAUACGCCUACUUUGCCACCGAGAUUGUCAAGUCGCUCGGUUACAGCCCUAUCCAGACUCAGUUCCGAUCUGUGCCUCCGUGGGUCGCAGCUUUCGGUUUCUCCAUGGCGAUGGCUGUGCUCUCUGACCGAAUCAGACACAAGUUCACCUUGGCAAUCGUCUCGGGUAUUAUUUGCAUCAUUGGUUUCAUCGUCAUUCUCACAGAAACCGAAAACACCAGCGUCCGGUACGGAGCUCUCUUCAUGAUUGCCUCGGGAGCAUACACAGCCAUGCCUCUGAUUGUGUGCUGGACCAACCUCAACUUUGGAGGCACUCACCGACGAUCUGUGGCCACCGCCUACCAGGUUGCCUUUGGUAACAUUGGAGGUAUCAUCGCCACCUUCUCCUACGUCAAGGUCGACGCUCCUCUGUAUAAGAAGGGUCUGGCCAUUGGUGUGGGCUUCACAGCUCUGUCCAUGAUUUCAUGCUGCAUCUACAUGUACGGAGUCUACCGAGACAACCAGAAGAAGCGAACCCAGGAGUACGUGGAUCACUUCAAUGCCAUGUCCGAUGAGAAGCGACAUAUGGCCGGAGAGCUCGAACCCUCCUUUGUGUAUAGUUAUUAG